Molecule: messenger RNA, 633 nt
Organism: Rotaria sp. Silwood2
Lineage: Eukaryota; Metazoa; Rotifera; Eurotatoria; Philodinida; Philodinidae
Source: the annotation of a GenBank genome assembly
AUGGUAACAAAGCGCGACGGUACCAAAGUCACCACAAAAAAGGCUGUUUGGUGGGACGGAGAUCGAUUAUGGCGUAAAACUCGCAGCAAAACAUCGGCUCCACUCUGUUAUGGUGCUGAUCCGAACCGUAAUUGGGAUUAUGAUUGGUGUGAAAGAGGUGCUUCGUCUGAUCCUUGUUCAGACACUUUCUGUGGCGAAAAAGCAUUUUCUGAAAUUGAAACAGCUCAAGUAGCUAAAUUCAUCGCUAAUCAACAGGGUACACUUGUGCACUAUAUCAAUUUUCAUUCGUACUCACAAUUGUGGAUGUCACCAUGGUCUUAUACAACUCUUAGACCACUACAAUUCGAAUUACAAGAUGAUGGAUCUAUCCAAGCUAUCAAUGCACUCACCGCUGUGCAUGGCACUCAGUAUCAGCAUGACACUAUUGCUCAAAUUAUCUACGCUACAUCGGGUAGUACAGUCGAUUGGACCUAUGGCAUAGCCAAUGUGACAUUUAGCUAUGGUGUCGAACUUCGUGAUACUGGUAAAUAUGGGUUUUUACUUCCCGAAAAUCAAAUCAUUCCAAGUGGUGAAGAAACAUUGGCUGGUCUAGUAGCCUUACUUCAGUACAUCGAAAAACAAGUGUAUGCUUGA